AUAUAUCCUAUCCUCAUAUAAAUAAAACCCCUUCGUUGUAAACUUCAUUGCUAAGCUCAACCAACCUAAAGAGAGCAAUCUCAUCAUGGUGAACCUUGUUGCAGCACAGAGGCCAUUGAUGCAUGGGCUAAUGAAGAUGGCAGGAAUCAGGCCAUACACGGUGGAGAUAGACUCAGGGACAGUGAUGAGUUUUUGGGUGCCUUCAGAAACCAUCUCAAAGCCCAAGAAAAAAGAUGAAAAGCCUGAAAUCGUAGCAAAGCCCACAAAGCCCACCGUGGUCCUGGUCCACGGUUUCGCAGCCGAGGGCAUAGUGACAUGGCAGUUUCAAGUGGGCGCGUUAACCAAGAAGUACGCGGUUUAUGUUCCGGACCUUCUCUUCUUUGGUGGUUCCACCACUGACAAGGAGGACAGGUCACCGGGGUUUCAAGCGGAGUGUUUGGCAGUGGCACUGAGGAAGCUUGGGGUGGAGAAGUGUGUUGUGGUUGGGUUUAGCUAUGGUGGGAUGGUGGCGUUUAAGAUGGCAGAGAUGUACCCUGAGCUGGUUCAGGCCAUGGUUAUUUCUGGGUCCAUUUUGGCUAUGACUGAUUCUAUUAGUGAGAGCUCGCUACAAGAGCUUGGGUUCUCUUCUUCGAAGGAGUUAUUGUUGCCUGAUUCUGUGAAAGGUCUUAAGGCUCUUUUAUCUGUUGCUGCUCAUAAGAAACUUUGGUUCCCGAAUCGGUUGCAUAAAGACUUUCUUGAGGUAAUGUUCACGAAUAGGAAGGAGCGAGGUGAGUUAUUGGAGGGCUUGGUAAUAAGCAACAAAGACGUCAACAUCCCAAAUUUUCCGCAGAGGAUACAUCUUCUCUGGGGUGAGACUGAUCAAAUUUUCAAGGUGGAGCUUGCCCAAAAUAUGAAAGAGGAACUAGGAGAUGCUGCAUCAUUUCAAGGCAUAAAGAAAGCUGGUCACCUAGUUCACUUGGAGAGACCAUGUGUCUACAAUAGAUAUCUCAAGCAGUUUAUUGCUUCCUUCUUGGCGUCAAUUAAUGAAGACAAAAUAUAAUCCAAUUAAGUUUUCAACCUUGUUAUGCGCUGCUCAGGUUAUUGGUUUUUACUUUUUAGCCUAAAAUGGAGAUGAUGUAAAAGAUAUCAUGUCUCUCAUAUUCAUUGUAUUUUCUAAACAGUAAUAAACUACUUUUCAUUAGAUAA
Messenger RNA from Lotus japonicus, 1185 nucleotides. RefSeq lists its product as uncharacterized. The coding region runs from base 86 to 1039 and encodes 317 amino acids. The record is from RefSeq and is a predicted model, not a curated record. NCBI's taxonomy places the organism in Eukaryota, Viridiplantae, Streptophyta, Magnoliopsida, Fabales, Fabaceae. Gene Ontology annotation, molecular function: catalytic activity. The transcript has 4 exons.